AUGAUAACAUCAGAUGCCAACGUCAGCAGCAGCAGUGGCGGCAGCAGCGGCAGCUCAGCGGGAAACAACGAGACGCCAUGGGCCGACCUCUGGUGGAAAGAGAGGGUUCAGGUGGCGUCUCCGGACUGGACCGAGCUCCGCCAACGCGUCCAGUGGCUGUGGCCCGUGCACGCGUACGGUCUAGCCUGCCUCUUUCUAGGACUCGCCGUCACUGCCUUCCUCACGGCGCUGGGCCUGCGGGCAAGGCUAUCGGCGAGGCCGCACCUCUCCACGCUCAACGUCUUCCUUCUGGUGCUGGGCCUCACGCGAUGCCUGUGCCUGUUCCUCGACCCGUACGGUUCCAGGCAGCUGAUGCCGAGCGUGAUGCUGGCCAUGCUGUGGGACCUGGCCUUCCCGUGCCUGCUGUCGGCCUUCGCGCUGCUGCAGCUGGCCUUCGUGCAGCUCACGCAGGCCAAGCCCAGUCCCGCACGAGUCGGAGACGAGACGUGCGUCUCGCUCGUCGUCGUCUUCCACUUCUGCCUCGCCAUCGCGUCGGACCUCUUCUGGGCCAUGCAGAACUCGUUCAGGGUGGUGUGGCUGUUCACCCAGCUCUCGUUCACUGCCUGGGGUCUGUUCCUGUGCUCGACGUGCGUGUGCUCCUGCCUGCGGCUGCAGCAGUCCAUCUCCCAGCUGCCCAUGCUGCUAUUCCUGCCUCCGCAAGGCCCUGCGGACGCCGCCACAGACGUCGCAGCAUCCUCGGCAUGCUACGAAAACAAGGGCAUCAUGGCUCUCGGAACUCUGGAAAGGUCCGGCAGUGGCGGAGCCGGCCGCUCUAUGCCCCGCAGCUACACGGCCAGCGGCGUCCCCAUGCGCGGGGCCUGGGAGGCACUGGCGCCCAGGAUUCGGGUCACGGACGAGCACCAGCGCACCAUAAGCCUGAGCAGCGCGCAGGGCGCCGGGGGAGGACCCUCGUCGCCUUCCAACGAGCACAGGACAGCCAGUUCUUCGUCGUCGACAGAAGGUCCGGAACCGGAUCCGGAACCUGACGCGGGACCUGAUUUACCGAAGAGCUCCGCUGGCCUACGCUCGCAAACCUUCGCUGCCUCUCUGCCCGUCACAGCUCACUCGCGAACAGCAGCAGCCUCUCAUGCAAUAACGCAAUUCCCGUCCCCACAGUCCAAGCUGGAAGCCGAAUUCAGCGUCGGCGAACAGCAGCCCUCCUCGGCCGUGCAACAAGUUCGCGACCAGAAGCGGAGCACCCUGCCAAAAACCGGUGGCCACUCGACACGUGCUUGGACGCGUCCACGAGAAACCACCGGUUCGUUGCUACUGACGACUGCGUACAGGGCCGGCAGGGGCCAGCCUCAGCCGCAGAAGAAGCGCAGCCGCGUGGAGCGCCUGCUGCGCCAGACGCUGUUGGCGGCCGUGCUGGGCAUCGUGCUGUGCUGCCUGCAGGGAUACGGUGUGGCCGGACCGCACGGCAUGUUCGCCGCCACACCGAGGGCGGCCGCGGUGCUGCCCUGGUUCGCAUACCACACGCUCCACAGAUGCCUGGAGCUCGCCAUGGCCUGCACCAUGGCCAGCGUGACGAGGAAGUCGCUCUACAGCAACUGCUACCGGUCGCACAGCUGCAACGAAAAGUACCGGGGAUCACUCUUCUCUUGAGCGCUCGGUCACUUUUUGUUCUACGCCAAACACUGCGCACUGGAUUACGAGUCGACGACGGCUCUUUUUGGCACGACGGUGCCAAUGCGUGCACUGCGAUGGCGGUAUAGCAUGCUUGCAGCACGCGCUCAAAAACAGGCGCCAACAGCACGCCAGUAGCCCGUCCGGAGCGCAUGAGUUCCGCUGCAGUGCUAAUUCUUCAGUGCCACCUUACACAUUCUCUGCCAGGACGAAGGACACGCCCAUCACCGUACGUACGGACAUUGUUAAAGGACUAGCCCGGGUGUCCUUGUCGGCCGUAUAGGCCGCCAUCUUAGAAGUUUGCGUGCGUGUGCGUUUGUGUAUGCGUGUGAUUGACCCCACGUUGGGCACCAUUUUAAUGUUUGUGUGUAUGCGUGUAUGGUUGGCCCACGUCCGCCGCCAUAUUCAUGUUUGCAUGUACGCAUAUGUGUUUAGUGUGUGUGUGCGUGAAACGAGUGUUUUAAGAUGUGAAUACGCACCAGCCUCCACUUCGUCCCUGUCGGAGGCUGGAUCGCUAUUUUCGCGUUCUGCAGAAGACGUGCGGCCAUUACCUGCUAGGGUCGGCCUUUGCGACGUUCAUGGCAGCGUGUUUGUCUUUUGACGUCAUCAGAGCGGCGCGGCGCGCACUUUGGGGGUGCCAGUAUAAGCCGAACGGGAUUGACAAAGAUGUCCAUGCAUAACAAUUAGUUGUUAGUUGAUUAGAGUUUACCAAUACGUUCACCUAUCACGUCAAGCAAAAAGUCUUCUUUAAGGGUGCGAAAACAAAAAAAAACACGUUAAUAUGGGCGUCCAACCCACCGACCCUGGUUAAUCGGUUCCUCUGGAUUAUAUUCCUUAACAAUUACGCGUAGUUCCUAUCAUAAUAAAACGGAAAACACGCGAACCUCUCUGUAACACAUCGGAAAUGCUAACAUAUCUUUUAACGGUGAAGCUCGGAGAGCGAAGACCACCUUACUUUAGUCUGUUUCUUUCACCAGGGUCUUCGAUCACUACAAGAAGAGACGCUAGCCAAGCUGCUGUCUUUUUGGCUCGCCAGACCACAGCCGCUCUGAUUGAAUGAACGAACGAAGCUGUGAUCCGGUCUGAAGGGUACGGGCAUUUGCCCUCUUAUAACACGUUAUCACGCGCUAGAUUAUAUUCUACCGCUCAUCGUUUGCCGCCAGAAGGAGGCGACGGCAGCUGAAGACAGACAGGAGUAAUGGCAAAAUGACACGCUCACUAAAGGUAACUACGUAUAUAAGCUGCUGGUUACUGGCCGAAAGUAGCGGCUCUGCAAUGGGAUACUUCAGAGACACCAACAAAAAAGUCAGUAGGUACGGCUCUAUGCUGAUAAAAGUGUAUACUUCCGAUACUCCAAUCCAACUUCUUUGUCGAUUACUGGCUCCCCAACAACAAACAAUCGUUACGUCCCGUCAGUGUAAUGCCUAAUCAUAAUUAAGCUAUCAGAAACAUUUACUAUACUCAGCGAGUCGAUCUUGCUGGAGCAUAUAGACUUUUCUCCGCUAGUGUAACCGCAACUCAGGUUUCGUCUCUAUUCUUUGUUUUGGACAUCUCGCGUGUGACGAUUUGUUCGUGAUUAUAGCCUACAACACAGGUUCGUGACUAGUUAAGCCUAUUCUCCCUUGCUGGGCAACGCCACUUCUCCGGUGCCGUUAUCAAUUUUAGGUGAGAGAGAAAGGGCAGAGUGAGAGAUGACGGGUGGACGUGUCCUUAGCGGUGAGUCGUCGUUAUCGGACGCAUCAGUGCGUAGCAUGGCCCUCCGAUAAAUCUACUCUGCGUCGACGAUCGCGGAGGCCACUGCUUACCCCCAUCAUCGCCCUUCACGCUAGGCAGAAACCAAAGCAAGAAACCGACUUGACGCUCGGCACGACAAA
Messenger RNA from Rhipicephalus sanguineus (brown dog tick), 3539 nucleotides. RefSeq lists its product as uncharacterized. The transcript is spliced from 9 exons. The record is from RefSeq and is a predicted model, not a curated record. The coding region runs from base 1 to 1644 and encodes 547 amino acids. NCBI's taxonomy places the organism in Eukaryota, Metazoa, Arthropoda, Arachnida, Ixodida, Ixodidae.